AUGUCAGAGUCGAAAGCAAAGAAUAUGCUCCAAAAGUUGUCGUUGACUCCAAAAAGAAAUCAUGAGAACGAUGGAGCAAAAUCGGUGGAAACCGAAGAAGAUCUCCUUUAUAAAUUGAAGGCGAUGCAAGAAGAGAAUGAUUACACUCACAUCUGGAUGACUUAUGAGAAACUGGCAACACUUGUUGAAAAUAGAAGUACAGAUAAAACGAGAAGACCUGAAUAUGGAAAACUGAUGUUCUAUUAUCAAUCAGCUGCACAGGCUCUGGUUAAAAUAUGGAAAAGAGAUUCCCUACUUCCAUUCGAACAAUAUCUGGGCGGAGACGUUUCUCGUUUAUACAACAAAGCAAUCGACAUUGCAGUCAGAUACAUGGAUCCUACUGUAGUGCAUACUGUAUCCAGAGAAGCUGGAAUUGCUUUGAUGAGUAUGGAUAAAUAUGUGGAAGCGAGGGAUGUAUUUGUGAGAGGAGAACAACAAUUAGAAGCAGUUACUCCUGAUUGUCAACCAGAUUUCAUGGAGCGUCUCAUCGUUUUGUAUGGUAUAAUGAAUACUCUUUUGAUUGAAGAAAGAUGGAAUGACUACAUGGUUUACACUGAUAAAAUAUGGAUGAUGACGAUGAAAGAAGAUAAAAGAUGCCCACUUUUAGAGAACAUUAUAAAGGAAGUUGAACAGAUUGCAGUUCUUCUGUUAGUUUAUCAGAAGAAAGUUGAAUGCAGUGAACGACAUAAACAACUUUUAGCUUCGUACAGAAUGGACGAUUGGCAAGCUCCGAUUACAAGGCAUAAUCCUCCACUUUCAUCAUUAAGCUCAUCUGAACAAAAGGUUUUCCGAAGAUUUCUAUUUUAUGUGACAUCCACUAAAAGGAGUUAUGAGAAGUGCUCCCAAAUGAUUCCAAAAAUCACGGAAAUCGUGGCUCGACCGUUCCGAAUCGAAGUAUACAAUGACAAUGAAAAACUGAAAAACCGUAGUCACGUUGCAAUCUACAGUAGGACAUCGAUUACAUUCUUCCAUCAUUCAGCACUCAAUUACUCUCCAUUUGUACUUUAUAGGUCCUAA
This is a messenger RNA of Caenorhabditis remanei, 1056 nucleotides long. RefSeq lists its product as uncharacterized. The record is from RefSeq and is a predicted model, not a curated record. Bases 1 to 1056 code for a protein of 351 amino acids. NCBI's taxonomy places the organism in Eukaryota, Metazoa, Nematoda, Chromadorea, Rhabditida, Rhabditidae. The transcript is spliced from 6 exons.